UGAUUUAAGACAGAAUUAAUUCAACAAUAACACAACAUAGAUAGACAUUGUUAUCAUGAAACAGACACACCUGUGUAGAUAUUACGGUCUACCUGUACGCAGAAUAGAUUAAUAGGAUUAAACUCAACAUGCCAGAGUCACCAAAGACGAGAGUGGACCUCCCAUCUGUUGGGAUGAGAGCUGUGGAUGAGAUAAAGUUGCGGGAAAUUAAAGUUGAGAUUUUAUAUGACAGGAAACGACAAGAAUUGGCUGUCGUGAAAUGAACAACAGAGAAAUGUUAUGAAAUCAGAUGUUUGUCAGGAAUCAGGAAUGUGGUUGAUCAUAAACACAGCACAAAGAUGGGCUCAUAAAACAUAGUCUCAAGGCAUAUCUUGAGUGUGUCUAGGCACAUGGAAAUAGAGAGUCUAACCCCUCAGUGACCUUAGUGACCUCUAUGGCGUGAAGGUAGUUUCUUAAUUCAGAUUUUGUCACAGACAUUUUCCGUUAUCUGCGGAUGUCCGCUACAGUGCGAUACCCUUUCGACGUCCGUAUGCUAUGUGUGUAGAUAGAGCCGAUGGUCAGCUCAGCACUAACACCGGCAGCGGAGGAAACAGCUGCUGCUGGCUCGAGCGCCAUCUUCCCCAGACAUGAUAGUGGUAUCGAUCUUGCUUAAAUCUCGGCAGAAAAAAAGAGAAUAAACGUAUUAUGAUGUCAUUUAUUUUUCUUUAAGCCGACAGGAAAUCGGACGAAAGCCUCCUAUCUCCUUCUCUUGCUGACGAGGACCACGAGAUACAGCGAAGAUAAGGCCCUGCAAGCCAGAUUUCCAGGCCAUCGAUCCCUCCAACCCGCUGUGUGACCUCUGAUUGAAAAGGGGAAAUUUCAAGAGGCCUCAGGGUAUUGACCGGCCUGCGUCAUGGCAGCCAUCGAUCUGGAGCGUGGGCUGGAACACAGCGGCCGGGCCUGGGGGAAGGAGAGGCCCGAGCUGAUGGACAACUUUGACUCAGAGAUGCAGGAGUGGGAGGACCAGCUGCAGGACAUCCAGCAAAAAAUCGAAGAGUUGUACAACGGCGUUCAGGCCCGCAGAGGGGCAAACGAUGUCACUACCGACAACCAGACAAAUGGCGGCCAGCUGGAGUGCGGCCUCGGGCGCCAUGGCGACGGCAAGAAUCACCCUGGAGCUACAACCGUGCCACACCACCAUAGUAACGGCUGUAACUAUAGCCCCGGCGGGUACGGCUACCCUGUGAGUCAUCAACGUGGCUACUGCCACGCCGACUCGGAGAUCGGAGACUUGCUGCAGGAUUAUUUGGGGCAGGGGCAGGAAAUGAGCCCGAAGAACAACGGAGCUCGCCACGUGCGCUUCAGUGACACACUCAAGGUGAGCCCGGCAACAGAGAUCAGAAAAAGCCCUGGAAGUGAAAGGCUCGGUCAAGAGCGGCUUCCGGCCAGUUUUGAGCAGACUAAAAACAAGAAGAACCAAGUGUCUCACAUGAAGAGCUCCCCCAACAAAGAAAACACAGGUGCCAAGCCCCCUCUUGGACAACAGGACGCCCCCGCCGUACAACCGCGCUCACAGCCGCCGGCCGCGCCGGCCGAAUCCCCCGCCCCGGACCGGAAGGCCUUCGGUCCUGGCGUCCUGGGAGACAGGAAGUGCGCCAGUCCCUCUGUCCUCAGGAAGUUCGGAGCCAUGCUUCAGGAGAACGAGGGGAAAAUGCUCAACGAAUCGGGCGUGGUGACCCAUCAGGGCCCGGUUCCAGAGCCAAAGUGCCUCACCCCUGCCUGUCAGCGCAGAGCUCUGGGAGCCACCGCAGUCGCCGGCAAGGCGCCCCUACGCGCGCCUGUCCAGAAAUGCCAAGCGGAUUCCGACGCGCUGACAGCCGAGACGGAGCCCGGCCAAGAAUGGGGGUUAGCUUCGGACUCUGGUCGACGGAACCACAAGGAUCACAGAGGAGCCUACGCCGGUCCAAAAGGGUCCCAGCGGGGGCCCCAGCAGUCCCAGAGGAGAUCUCAGGCGAGCCCGAAGAUACGACCCAGAGCCAACAGCGGGGCGGACAGAGACGGAGGACCGGCUCAAGGGGAGAGAGCGAGGAGGCCCGCUUGCCAACAUGUGGAGCCCAAAAUGGACAACGGGGUGUUAAGUGCUUCCGCUGGAGCUCAGAAGAACCACCGGGGCGGGUUAGCGGGACAGGAUGAAGGACUUAUUGAGCUGCUGGACAUGCUGGAGAUCCAACACGAGUACAGCUCCAGUCCCAGAGCUGGACACACGGCUUACAGACAGGACCCACGACAGGUGAACCCGGCCCAGCCGUCUCCGGACAAUCUCAACAGCAGCUUCUCUCGUCCCACGCGACCGGCCAACCAGCGACCUCCUUCUAGGUGGGCGGCCCGCACCCCGACGGCCAUCAUCACCUCCCCAUCAGGGCCAAUCUACUGUCCCACGAGCCCGCUGACCCGUCCCCGUAGCCCCAUGACCAGAACGCCAAGUCCCGCUCUGAAGCACCGGCCUCUCGUCUCCUAUUCUCUCCAGACUGAGACCGUCAUUAUGUGAUCCUCCCCUCUCUCUCUCUCUGUAAAUACUAAGGACCUUUCUGUGAAACCAAGUGCUUUAAGAGAAUUAAAUACAUGCUGAAUCUCAUCUUGAUGCCACGUUCAAGUUGGAAAAUAUAUAUAUAUAUAUAUAUCCACGACAUUCUCCAGUGUUGCUGUGGCUUUUUGCUUCGUCUGUGCUCAAACGUUUGCAAUACAUCAACGUAUUGCUUAGUUGCGGUUCCCCCCCCCCCCCCCCCCAUAUUCUUCUUUUUUUGUAUUAAAUUUCAGGUGUUUUAUGUAGAAUGAGAUUUCGCAUGCAGCCCUAGUGUGAGGGUGCAUGCUCAUGUGUUUAAUCCCACUGGUGGCCAGGUGAAAGUCAACCUGGCCACCAGUGGGAGGAGAUGGAGUCGCAACUCUGCCAACCGUCAACAACAGUGUGUUUUACUCGAUCAUAUUGUCAAAGUGAUAUAUUUAAGACGUUCAAAUAACAGCCGUGACAAACAAAUAUGAUGUGCCUUUAAUGUGUUUUUUCUUUCUUUCUUCAUCUUGUUAAUAAAUAUGACAGUGCUUUGA
Pseudoliparis swirei is the source of this 3081-nucleotide messenger RNA. Its product is annotated as CRACD-like protein. The record is from RefSeq and is a predicted model, not a curated record. Bases 893 to 2527 code for a protein of 544 amino acids. Lineage: Eukaryota; Metazoa; Chordata; Actinopteri; Perciformes; Liparidae. The transcript is spliced from 6 exons.